This is a messenger RNA of Equus caballus (horse), 4316 nucleotides long. RefSeq names its product leucine zipper protein 2 (gene LUZP2). Lineage: Eukaryota; Metazoa; Chordata; Mammalia; Perissodactyla; Equidae. The record is from RefSeq and is a predicted model, not a curated record.
ACAGGACUAUGAAGAGCUGGAAAGGCAGCUGAAAGAAGUCUUUAAGGAGCGAAGCACCAUCCUCUAUCAGCUGACAAAGACAGCAAGAGAACUUGAUAGAAUUAAAGACAACCUUCAGUCUUUGAAAAACGUUGAGAAAUCUGCCCAAAGUGAUGUUCAGAUGCUUCUGGAAAUAGGUCAGAAACAAAGAGAACAAAUGAAGUCUCUCCAGGAUGUCCUACAAAUUCAACUUAAAGAGACAGCUGAUAAAGCAGAAAAACAACAGGCUACUAUAAAUUUUUUGAAGACUGAAAUGGAAAGAAAGAGCAAAAUGAUCCGAGAUCUCCAGAAUGAGAAUAAAAGCUUGAAAAACAAACUCUUGUCAGGACGCAAGCUCUGUGGCCUCCACGCAGAAGAGUCAAAAAGAAUCCAAUCCCAGCUGAAGGAACUUCGUUACGGGAAGAAGGAUUUAUUGUUUAAGGCGCAACAGCUUACUGAUCUGGAACAAAAACUGGCUGUGGCCAAAAAUGAGCUGGAGAAAGCAGCUUUUGACCAGGAGGCGCAGCUGAAAGCAAUGAAAGAGACCAUACAGCUCUGCCUGUCAACAGUGUUCCGCGAUCAGCCUCCCGCUUUGAGUCUAUUCAGGGUUAAUCCAACUCAGAUGUCAAUUCUACCCAAGACAGUUGACCCUAAGAUUCCAGAUGCAGUCACAGAAGGCGAGCCUCAAGAGAGCACACCUGGAAGCACUGAAGUAGAAAUGAUAAAGGAAGAAAAUUUGAGAAGCCCUGAGUGUGAUCCUCAAAAUCUUGUCCAAGACAAGACUUGUUUAACGAAGCAGGAAGAAAAUUCCCCAAGCCUUGACACUGCAAAAUCAGAGCCUGCCCCACAGAAAUUGGAAAUACCUCCCUGUAUGGAUUGUAAGGUGAAAAAAAGCCCAGAAAAACAAUUGACCAGCUUCGAAGGGAGAGCAACUAGAGAAGAAAAAAUACUGUAAAUAUCAAGAAAUUGUGUUAAAAAGCAUCCAUUUGCUAUUGUCUUCAUACUCUUUCUAGACCACAGGCUUGAUAGAAAUACUAAGUUUUUAAAGCAUGCAACUUUUUCAUAAUUUUAUGUAACUUUAUAAAGUAGUCUACACAUUUUCCAAAAGAUUCCAGGCCAAUUAUGAUCCGUAAGCAAUAACCUAAUUAAAAUGGAUAUCCGCAAUCAUAAAUACUCAUUGUCAUCAGUCAAUUGCCCAGUAUAAAUUUGUCUGUUUUGAACUCAAAUGCAAUGUAACGUUUAAUUCUUCUGACACAUUUGGGUAUCUAGUACUUCUAUGAUCUAGUUUUUUAAAUCAACUGGAGGCUAAUAAAAUAUUGUGCAUCCUCAGCAUUCUUAGAAUCUAAAUUGUAACCGUAUCAAAGAUUUUGGACCACACUGGCCAACUGGAGUCACUUUCCUCAAGGUUGAAAUCUGUGCUGACUCAAAUAUAUUGUUUAUUUGAGGGUGUUUAUUGCUAUCCUCAUUAUUGUUAUUUUGAGCCACAUAUAAAUAGUGUCAAGGCAUUCUGGCAGGGGUUUAGUCAGUUAACAGAAUGCAUUAAAUGUGUUUGGUAUGAUGUAGACAAAAUAUCUGGAUGAAUGACUAAAUUUCUGAGACAUUGAUUAGAUUUUUUGGCAUUCUAUAGACACAGUUCUGUGGUUGUCUGCUGGGAAUACUGUGAGUUAGAAAUCAAGUUGUUUGAAAUGCUCAGCGUGAUUUUGGGUAUGAAAUUUGUGGUGGAAUGUGGAAUGGAAAGAGGCUUCCAAAAUACAAAUGUGUGAGCAGAUAAUAUACAUUUAAAAAUGAAGAUUUGAUGAAAGUAAAACAGCCAUAUAGAACCAAUGAACCCCAAUUUGUAUAUUUUGUCAAGAAAUGUAUUAAUUAAGCAAAUCAAUGGCUACGAUAAUCAUUGACGCUAGAGCUCUACAUAGGAAUAUCACUGAUCAGUUAAAUGUGCUCCUGAAUAAUCUGAAUGUAACUCACAAGCAAGAGGAGCUGACACUUGAGUAUGUGAUUAUCUGAUUGAUAGGAUCAAUAUUGCAUCAAACUUACAGACUCAAAUUAAUGGGUUAAAUGACCCAGUUAUUUGUCUGCACUGAACAUAGUCACUUCUGCUGGUUAGACCCAUUUUGCAAAUACAGAAAGCGUAUAAAACAAUUAGUUUUAUAGAAUGGAUCUGCCAAUCCACAAUUAAUACAUUUGGAGCACUGUGUCCUGGCAGGCUGUGUUAGAAGAUAGUUAAUAAAAUAUAUAUAUAUUAAAUGAAAUCUAUAAUCAAUAGAUGAACUUAAAUUCUGGGAUAUAAUGACACACCUUUGAUUACAAUGACAUAUUCAAAGAAAUUUGGCGUUUUGGAGAAAUGGCAAACUAUCAUUAAAGUAAAAGUAAUAUUGUGAUAUAUUCAUGUAGCAAUUGUACUCGCAGAGUAAUUCAGUGUCGUUUAUCAGUAUUUUUCAGAUUACAGGCUAUCUACGAAAGAAAGAGAAUUAGUUUUAUAGAUGAUCCAUAGAGUUUUCAGAUGAGGUGACCAGGAUAACAGAAAAGAUCAAGGUUCCUGCUAACUCCUCCUCAGCUCUAAAAAUUGUAUAAUUCUAUUAGAUGGAAUGUUGCCAGUUUCCUGAGUCCUAUUCCUUGUAAUUUCCCCACUGAACCCAGAAACCCUAACCAGCUCCAAAGCUUUACGAAAGGGAAGCAGAUACUUUGGUUUUAAUUUCAGUUCACUUUCAUACCCUCGUCCUGUGCCCCAGCUUCCCUCCUAGACUCUGAAUCCUACCGAAAAUUAGUCACCAUUUCACCUUAGCACAGGAUGUUUGGAGGCAUGUUUAGAAUGAAUCAAAAGAAUCAGGCUUAUAUUUUCUGAAAUUUUUAUAGGGUAACAUUGAAAGGUGAGAAUUGGGCUUAAUCUUCAUCAAAUUUGAAUAACUUCAUUUGUAAAUUAUUUUUUCUAUGCUCUAAAUUCCUAUUCUAACAUGUGACAAUAUAGUCUCUUUGCUUCUCUUAAUUACUAGCAUGAUCAAGUGGGCUUUGAAUGAGUGUAAUAUAUAUACUUUUUUUCUUUAAUGAUAAAUAGCAUUUUGCAGCCUGUAGAGCUUACUGUGGUAUAUUCAUGGCAUUAUUUGUUUCAAAAGAAAAAUAAUUUGUAGUCAAAGAGCUUUAUAAAUAUUUUUAAGAAAUAUUCUGAGUUCCCUUUAAUAAUUAAGUAAAGAAUUAUUUUUUACUAUAUUCCAUGACUUUACCAUAAUGAACGCAUUUUAUUUCUCUGAAUCCUUUAAUUUCUUUAAAAUAGCAUCAGAGAGGUUUAAAAUGUUUUACUUACAUAUGUGGCUUUUGUCUACAAGAGAGGUGACAUUUCUUAUUAUUUCUUUUAAUUAACAGCUAUAUAAGUAGGUGUUGUUUUUGAGGAGUUAACAUUCAUAGUCUGACUAUUCUCAUGUGGAAGAAAACAUUAACCUAAAUGUUGAAUAUAGAUUGUACAGUUCUAUCAUGUACCUUAAUGGUAAGCAGUGAAAGAUUACUUAUGCUUUGCAGAAUGCGAAUUAAUUCCUGUUGAGAAACAAACAUACUUUCCAAUGGAAUAAUGUAUUUUAAUAUAGGUACUACCGGAACUAACAAUUUAUUUCUCUCUCGUUAUUUUUAAAUACAAACCAAUGCUAUACAUUAACUUUAAGUUAAGAAUUUGUUUUGGAUUGUGUACUUCCUUUUUAUAUGCAUUAACUAUGUAGAUUGAACUAGUGCCUGAAAUGUAUAUGAGCUAAAUGAAUACUGACUGUGUUUAUCCAAUGCCAACAUUUUCAGAUGAAAAGUGAAAAAUUCGGUAACUCGUCUGGAUGUGUUUUUCUGUGUGAUCUCAAAUCUCUAAGUACUGAAUAGACUAGAUGGCUAACUAUGUUAUUUCAUUCUUUAAUCAUAUACUUAGCAUUGCAGUGCUAUUUCAGACAUAAUUCUCUCUCAUAAAAUAUGCUGGAUUACAAGUCUAAAAGUUAUAUGUGAAAGAGACGUUUACGGUUUAGAUGGACAACGUGGAUAGCCGGAUUAAAACAAUAUUUGUAAACUUUGCUAUAAUGGAAUCUUUUCUUUUUAUAGCUCUGUCACCUUGAUUGGCACUAAUUGCAGCAGAGGCUGAAAUAAUUAUUGACACCAUAGAGUCAAGUGAGCUGGGCAGACCUGGGCAAUAGUGAAAACAUAUGCCUGUUUACUUAGGGGGCAUUUUCUUAGUCAUUUAUGCAGUCUUAGGUUUCCCCAAACUAUUUGCUCCCAUCUGGAUUAUGUUACAUAUUAAUAGUCAAGUGAUGAAUAAUAAAAGGUACUGAAAGAUG